Molecule: messenger RNA, 3154 nt
Organism: Arachis ipaensis
Lineage: Eukaryota; Viridiplantae; Streptophyta; Magnoliopsida; Fabales; Fabaceae
Source: RefSeq, a predicted model, not a curated record
UUAACUUCAAAGUUUUAUUCGGCCCUCAGUUAACUUAAACAAACCCCUCUCCUUCUAAUGGAAUCCGGUGGUGACGGCCGUGGUCGCGGCGGAAGAGGGCCACGCCGCCAACAACGACAGCCGGAGCUCAAUCUUCAACCACAAUGGCGCCGUCCCUUAACAUCACCAACAACCUCACACUCAAACAUCACUCUCCAACCCCAAUGGCGACGAUCGACGCAACCGCCGCCAACAGCCCUUCCUUCUCACCCUCAGUAUUCUGCCGCCGCCGCUGAACAACCGCGUGAGCUCCUUCUCCAACCAGAGUGGCGCCGCCCGAGGCCCCCGACGACGACAACAACUUCUGCUCCGGAACCGGAACCGGAACGGAGGCUACCGAGGCCCACUUCUUCGUUCUGGAACCAGAAUCAGUAUUCUCCGAAGCCGCAGAGCUCGAGUUCCGGCAGUGAAGGUUCUAGAACUUCCAGCGCUGCUGACCAUGCUGACUUUUGGCGACUUCCCUCAGAUUCUCAAGUUCCCAAACUAGAAAGACUGCAAAUAUCCAGACAGUUAGCUACCCCAUCUAGUACCCUCGAAAGGAAGGAUAAGCUUUCACCUAUUCGGAGACCCGACAAUGGUGGCACAUUGGCAAUUCUAACUAGCAAACUCCGUGUUAAUCAUUUCCCUGUGAAGUUAAAUCCAGAGAGUGUAAUAAUGCAUUACAAUGUUGGCGUUAAACCAAAGUUUCCCUCAAAGCAUGGCCGGCCUCAGAAAUUAUCAAAAUCUGAUCUGUCCAUGAUUAGAGAUAAAUUGUUUUCUGAUGAUCCAGAGAGAUUACCCCUGGAUAUGACUGCAUAUGAUGGUGCAAAGAAUAUCUUUAGUGCAAUACAAUUACCGGAAGAAACCUUUACUGUGGAGCUUUCUGAAGGAGAUGAUGAAAAGACCCUUACAUAUAGUGUUACCUUAACACUUGUUAAUACAUACAGGCUUCGCAAGCUAAUGGACUAUCUUAAUGGUCACAGCCUCUCAAUUCCCAGGGAUAUUUUACAAGGGAUGGAUGUGGUGGUCAAGGAGAAUCCAUCUAGGCGCACUGUUGCAGUGGGACGACACUUCUAUCCCCCUAUGGCACUGAAAGAUCUUCACCGCGGCAUAAUUGCUGUUGGUGGGUUUCAGCAUAGUUUAAAGCCUACAUCGCAGGGUCUGUCCCUAUGCGUAGACUACUCUGUGUUGGCUUUCCGAAAGCAAGUGUCAGUCUUGGAUUUCUUGCAUGAGCAUAUACAUAAUUUUAAGUUGGAGGAAUUUGAAUACUUCAGAAAGGAUGUUGAAGAUGCACUUAUUGGAUUGAAAGUUAGUGUGACUCAUCGUAAAUCCAAACAGAAAUAUACUGUUGUGAAAUUAACACCUCAGAAUGCAAGGUACGUCACUUUCCCCAUUGACAAUGCUGAGGGGUGGAAUCUCUCAAAGAAUGCUAGUCUUCUUAGCUUUUUUAGAGACAAAUAUGGGAAAGACAUUGUAUACAAAGAUAUUCCCUGUUUAGACUUAGGGAAAGGCAACAAGAAGAACUAUGUACCUAUGGAAUUCUGUGUUUUGGUUGGGGGGCAGAAAUAUCCUAAAGAACGUCUGGAUGCAGAUUCUGCAAAGACAUUGAAAGCACUGUCACUAGCUCACCCAACUGAGAGGGAGAGUGCAAUACAAAAGAUGGUGCACUCAAAUGAUGGACCUUGCGGUGGUGGUGUGAUAACAAAUUUUGGAAUGAAAGUGAACACGAACAUGACAACCAUUCUAGGACGUGUCAUUGCCCCCCCAGAAUUAAAGCUAGGUGAUCCAAAUGGCAAGGCUAUCAAGAUAUCGUUGGAUCUAGAGAAAUGUAAUUGGAACCUUCUUGGAAGAUCAAUGGCAGAAGGCAAACCAGUUGAUUGUUGGGCCAUUCUUGAUUUUACUAGUUCUGGGUCAUAUAGGCACCAAUUGAGAGUCAACGAAUUCGUUAAAAAGCUUAUUGGUAAAUACGAAAGAAUGGGUAUAAACAUGCAGGAGCCCAUUUGGUAUGAAGAAUCUUCAAUGCAGAUACUUGCAAGGAAUGAUUUGCUCUCUGAAUUACUUCAAAAGAUUAGCAAUACUUGUAAACAGAAUCAUGGUCACAUGCAAUUUCUCCUGUGUGUGAUGACUAAGAAAAGUCCAGGUUACAAGUACCUUAAGUGGAUUUCUGAGACCAAAGUUGGUAUAGUGACACAAUGCUGCUUAUCUCAUAGUGCUAAUGAAGGGGAUGACCUAUUUUAUACUAAUCUGGCCCUCAAGAUCAAUGCCAAGCUUGGAGGCAGUAAUGUAGAGCUCAACAAUAUGUUCCCUUACUUUGAGGAAGAUAGGCAUGUUAUGUUUGUUGGGGCUGAUGUCAAUCAUCCUGGUUCUCGGGACACCAAGAGUCCAUCGAUUGCUGCUGUGGUUGCAACUGUUAAUUGGCCUGCAGCAAAUCGUUACGCAGCACGUGUUUGCCCUCAGUACAAUCGGAGCGAGAAAAUACUCAACUUUGGGGAAGUUUGCUUUGAGCUUGUUGCAUGUUAUAGAAGGAUGAAUGGAGUCAGGCCUGAAAAAAUCAUCAUUUUUCGUGAUGGGGUGAGUGAGUACCAGUUUGAUAUGGUUCUUAAUGAAGAGCUACAGGAUUUGAAGAGAGAAUUCCAGAGAUUAAAUUACUUCCCAACUAUCACUCUUAUUGUAGCACAAAAACGACAUCAAACUCGAUUCUUUCCAGAGGGUAGGAGGGAUGGAUCAUCCACUGGCAAUGUUUUGCCAGGAACAGUUGUUGAUGCAAAAGUUACUCACCCUUUUGAGUUUGACUUUUACCUUUGUAGUUACUAUGGAAGCAUAGGCACCAGCAAGCCUACUCACUACCACGUUUUAUGGGAUGAACACAGGUUUAAAUCUGAUGAAUUGCAAAAGCUUAUAUAUGACAUGUGCUUCACCUUUGCAAAGUGCACUAAACCUGUAUCGUUAGUCCCUCCAGUGUACUAUGCUGACCUCGCUGCUUAUAGAGGACGAUUAUACCAUGAAGCAAGGGUUGGGAUGCAAUCUAUGAAAUCAGUAGGAUCCUCAUCUUCUAAGGCUUCUUUUGAGCAGGGAUUUUAUAGGUUGCAUCCUGACUUGGAAAACUUGAUGUUCUUCAUCUAAAGGAUAUAUAUCU